UUUAACGGAUUUAAAAGCAGCGGUAUCCGUAGCGGUGAAGGAAGUGCCUGGGUAGAACCCUCUAACGUUCACAUUCCCGACACUGUCGAUUGGAGGAAACAAGGACUGGUCACCCCAAUCAAAAACCAGCAACAAUGUGGCUCUUGCUGGGCUUUCUCUACCACCGGUUCUCUUGAAGGGCAGCACAAAAAGAAAACCGGAAAUUUGGUUUCCCUCAGUGAACAGAACCUCGUAGAUUGCUCUCAACCAGAAGGUAACAUGGGCUGUGAAGGAGGUCUUAUGGAUUCAGCUUUCCAAUACAUCAAGCAGAACAAAGGAAUUGACACUGAAGCAUCCUACCCAUACACAGCUGAGGAUGGUCCAAAAUGUCUUUUCAAUAAAGCCAAUGUUGGAGCAACUGUUACUGGAUAUGUUGACAUUCCUACCGGAGAUGAGAACGCUCUUAAAACAGCUGUUGCCACCGUAGGACCUGUUUCUGUAGCUAUUGAUGCAAGCAACUUUAGCUUCCAGCUCUAUCAAGAUGGAAUUUACGAUGAAUCCAGCUGCAGCACUUCUCAAUUGGAUCACGGUGUUCUGGCAAUCGGUUACGGAACAGAAGAUGGCCAAGACUAUUGGCUCGUGAAGAACAGGUAAUAAAAGUUUCAAAACCUCUUUUAAAUAUA
Parasteatoda tepidariorum (common house spider) is the source of this 662-nucleotide messenger RNA. Its product is annotated as cathepsin L-like peptidase. The record is from RefSeq and is a predicted model, not a curated record. Gene Ontology annotation, biological process: proteolysis. Lineage: Eukaryota; Metazoa; Arthropoda; Arachnida; Araneae; Theridiidae. Gene Ontology annotation, molecular function: cysteine-type peptidase activity.